AUGUUUGAUGCUAUUCCAUAUAUUGGCAAAAUAACGGAGGUCAGAACACCUGCUGAUUACGUAAAAAAACUUGUCGAGAGUGUCAAAGGUUCCUGGCGCAAUGUUACAUACGAUAAUUGGUUUACAUCAGUUCCACUUGCUGAUGAUUUACUAAAGGACUACCAGCUUACAAGCAUCGGUACACUUCGUAAAAACAAGCGGGAAAUUCCUCCGUCUUUCUUGCCAAAUAAAAGCAAACAACCACUCACUUCUCAGUUUGCUUUCGAUCAGCAAAAGACACUGGUUUCUUUUACACCUCGGAAGAAUAAGUCUGUUUUGUUAUUAUCAACGAUGCAUUACAAUGACGAAAUAAACCCAGAAACCAGCAAACCAGUCAUAAUACAAGAUUAUAAUUCGACCAAAGGCGCUGUCGACACUUUCGACAAAAUGAUGCAUUCGUAUAGUUCAGCUAGAGGUACAAGACGUUGGCCACUUCGGUAUUUCUACGGCAUGAUUGAUCAAGCGGGAAUAAACUCGAUGGUGCUCUAUGUUGAUGCUAAACACUCGAAUGCUCCCAUAAACCAGUUUCGAAGUAGUUAUUUGAAGAGUUUGGCAUUACAACUGGCAGAGCCCCAUAUGAAACGUCGAUUGACUACAAAUUUGCCACGAGAAUUACGGUGCACUUUACACGAUAUUCUAAAUAUGACGGAAGGACCUCCUGCAGAUGAACCCCCAGCGAAAUUACAGAAGCAGUUAAGGUGUGCAAUGUGUCCAAGAAAACGGGACAAAAAAGUUAAAACUUCUUGCGUAAAAUGCCAAGUUCCCGCUUGCUCUGAACAUCGCAGAGAUAUUUGCCUUAACUGUAUUUAA
Messenger RNA from Episyrphus balteatus (marmalade hoverfly), 849 nucleotides. Its product is annotated as piggyBac transposable element-derived protein 4-like. The transcript has a single exon. The coding region runs from base 1 to 849 and encodes 282 amino acids. The record is from RefSeq and is a predicted model, not a curated record. Lineage: Eukaryota; Metazoa; Arthropoda; Insecta; Diptera; Syrphidae.